AUGUCGCCCUCGUGCCCAUCCCAAACCCUCCCCGACCUUACCGGCAGUGUCGUCGGCGGCAACCUUAAGCUUAUUGCAUUGCUUGGUGCCGGCGCCUACGGGAAAGUCUACAAGGCUCGUAUAGUCACUGCCCCCGUCGGCCAUUACCUCGCGGUCAAGUGCAUGUGGAGAUACAAGCGCGGCUCGUCUGAAGACGUGGCGCAAGCCAAGGAAAUCCACAACCACAAAGUUGUGUCGAAACAUCGCGGGGUGGUUACGCUUCACCGGCAAAUCGUCACCGACAAGUACACCUUUGUCGUUCUGGAGUACGCCCACAACGACCUUUUUCGGGCUCUGGUUGACCGCAAGGUCUUCCGCAACCGCCCGGCCCUCAUCAAGGGGGCAAUAAACGAAAUUAUCGAUGCCCUUGCGUUCAUGCACCGCAAGGGCGUAUACCACCGAGAUAUCAAACCGGAGAACUUGUUGUGCGACCGCGACGGCCAAAACAUCAGAUUUGCCGACUUUGGUCUGUCGACACACAAGGUGUCCUCGACACGGUUUGGUUGUGGGUCGAUGUCUUACAUGCCGCCAGAGUCACUUGACUCCAACCAUCCUGCUGCGAGCGAUGGCUUUUCGAGCGCGGCGAGCGACAUGUGGGCGGUUGCGAUCAUGUUCUGCACUUUUGUGUCAGACAGCAUCCCGUGGCUCAAUGCCGACGUCAACGACAGGGCAUAUUCAUAUUUCCUCACUCACGAAAAUUUCCUCUUGUCCUCGUUAAACAUCACCAGGGAGACGAACGACCUGCUCAAGCGGUGCUUCGAUUUCAAUCCUGAGAAGAGGCCGACUUUGGAGGAGUUUCGUGAUGCGGUCAACGCGAUAGAACGGUUCUCGGCGGGCGACCCAGAGGUGGUAUCGCCCUCGAUGCCUGAAUCAGAGGAGGCAGAGUCAGCUCAUUUCAGCUCCUCUGCUUUGUCGUCCCUGUCGUCCGAAACAAACAUCUCACAUUCAACUCCCCCGACUUCCCCCGCGCCGUCUUCGUCAUCGCAGUCAGAUGCGGUUUCUGCCGCGAAGCCAACCCUGCCCCAAAAAGAUGCAGCUGCAACCAACAGGCCAGCGCGGCAGACUUGCCAACGACCGCCUUUUUUGAAGACAACGCGGAGCAGGAAGUCGUUUCUCAACUCGCUGGCACGCAACCUGGGCCUGAGGCGGUAA
Molecule: messenger RNA, 1191 nt
Organism: Mycena indigotica
Lineage: Eukaryota; Fungi; Basidiomycota; Agaricomycetes; Agaricales; Mycenaceae
Product: Protein kinase domain-containing protein
Exons: 2
Coding region: 1-1191 (396 amino acids)
Biological process (GO): protein phosphorylation
Molecular function (GO): protein kinase activity; ATP binding
Source: RefSeq, a predicted model, not a curated record